AUGCAAACACUGGCUCUGGAAUUCAACCCACAUCGUCAGGCAGCGAGAAAACUCAUGAUAAAGGUGCUGACUCUGGAUGUGAAUCCACAUCAGACCGCAAGAAAUGUCACUAUAGGAAAGCUCAUGCUACAUGCGGCGAGCAAACUUAUGGUACAGUUGCCUGGCGCCGGGUCUGGAAGCGAAGACACUCCAUCAGGCGGCGAGGAAACUCAUGAUGCAGACACCGGCUCCGGAGUUCAACCCACAUCGUCAGGCGGUGCAAUAACUCAUGAUAAAGGUGCUGACUCUGGAUGUGAAUCCACAUCAUCAGACUGCAAGAAAUGUUACGACAGGAAAGUUCAUGCUACAAGCGGCGAGCAAACUUAUGGUACAAGCACCGGGUCUAAAAGUCAACCCACUUCACCAGGCGGUACUCCUACCUCACCUCAUCUGACUUGGGUGGAUCAAACUUAUGAUACAGGCGCUGGCUCUGGAAGCCAGCCCACUUCAUCAGGCGGUGGUAGGAAUACCUCAACUUAUCCGACUCUAAGUUCGGCGCUAUCCAGCAUGUCGAGCGGAUAUAUUCCAGCGCCAGCGCCAAACCCAGAACAAGCUCCAUGGCUUUUUACCAGAACUGGGGCCGGCACUCAAAUAUGUUCCUUAUACUCUCAGGCAUUCACACAAGCGGGACCUCGAUUCGAAUCUGCCGGUACAGCCCCCAGACCUGGCUCAAGUUCGCCAACGCAACCAAGCUUGUACUCUAUUCAGCGCCCGGCUGUACCAAAGGAUUUUUAUAGUUUCAAUAACACUCAUAUGGGAAAGGAAGAAUCCGAGGCACACCGAUCACAAGGAAUGACUCCGCAACAGACUGCGCAAACUCAACAGAGACCGGAAACCCAGCUGACAACAGAAACACCACUGACACCGGCGCAAACCCAAGAGACAACACAAACUCAACAGACCCCAGUACAAGUGCAACAGACACCGGUGCAGACUCAACAGACACUGGUGCAGACUCAACAGACAUCGGCGCAAACGCAACAGGCAACACAAACUCAACAGACCCCAGCACAUGUGCAAAAAUCACCAGCGCAGACUCAACAGGCACUAGUGCAAACACAGCAGGCAACACAAACUCAACAGACACCAGCGCAAGCACAACAGAUAACUCAGGGAGUCCCUGGUAAUUGUACUUCUAACGCCCAGCAUAAUACAGGGAGGAUACCCAACAGGUUUUCCCGGUUUUUCUCUAAAACCAAACAAAAAUUCAAAAAACUUGGGAGAAGUAAUAAGGGGUGA
Molecule: messenger RNA, 1278 nt
Organism: Aspergillus tanneri
Lineage: Eukaryota; Fungi; Ascomycota; Eurotiomycetes; Eurotiales; Aspergillaceae
Exons: 2
Coding region: 1-1278 (425 amino acids)
Source: RefSeq, a predicted model, not a curated record